Molecule: messenger RNA, 14187 nt
Organism: Coregonus sp. 'balchen'
Lineage: Eukaryota; Metazoa; Chordata; Actinopteri; Salmoniformes; Salmonidae
Source: the annotation of a GenBank genome assembly
AGAGCUCAUUGUUUUCAUCAGCUCUGCUUUGGGAAGGCAGUGUAGUCAAAUGAGGACAGCCAGGCUCUGGGGGUGGUUGCUAUUGUAUCUCCCUUGAUAUGCCUGGCUUGAGAGGGUAGGAACAGGACUUCACUGAAGACAUCAUUUCAGGUAUGCUUUUCUCUGUUAUUCACUGUAAUGGUAAGAGUAAGAGUUAUCUAGAAGUGAGACUCACAGGACAGUGAGGACACUGAAACUAUCUGCUGUAAAGCUUAUCUUUUAGGAGUCUUAGCGUUUCAAAAAUAGUAUUUUGGUGGUGUAUUUUGCUGCACAAUGACAAUUGUCUAUAUUGCUUUAUUGUUCGCUAUGUCACACUGAAGUUUUUUCUUCUUCCAUUUGGAAGAUUUGAAAACGGGGUUGCUGACAGCCAAAAUAAAACAAGCACGUCUUUUCAACUUUUCCUCAACUUUUAAUUUAAUUGGGCUGUGUGGUUAAAUGAUCCUUUAGGAGGUCUCGUAUAGUCAACCUAAACAUGUGAGGAGUGAGAGGAAGAUCCUAUAGUGUUUACUCUGUCAGGCAGGGAGUCUCCCAUCCUUCAAGCAAAGCCCUGGAUUAACACUGAGCCAUUAACAUGUCAGUGAGGGCCUCCUCUCCCCUCCCACACAAAGACAAACUGUUCUUCUCUAGAGUAAGCAUUUACUCUGAGACCGACACUUGACCGUUUUGGGGUGACUUUAUCAGAUCUGUGUUCGUACAUAUUAGGCCAUCAGUCUGUUGUUCCAGAUGUCUUUGUAGAAUGAAGGUAAAGAGGACUGGUCAUCGUCCCUAUUCCACAAACUAUACACACUAUUUUACAGGCUGGUAUCUGAACCCUGUAGGAACAGAACGGCAUGUAGCGUUGGUGUGGAGCCUGAUGCUGAGGUAUCCUCUCUGGAACCAGCCGAUAAGCCCAGCUUUGAUUACGCUGGCACUUUUUCUAUUGUGUUGCUUGUUUCAUUCAGCCUCCAUUUAAAGGCCAGACACCAGGCAGCGGGGCUCAGUGGUCCUAGCCAUAGCAGGGCACACUGCCUGAUUCUGUUUUGGGUUGGUUCUCCUGUCCAGCAAGGUGGUGAUUCAGCAGUUCUACGUCCUUAUUAGAGUCACUGGUUUUUCACUGGUUAAAUGAACCAGUUGGAAAUAGCUCUUCUCUUUAGAAAUGUUUACUCUUAUUUUAAACUGGGAUUGAUUGUGUCUAGGGACCUGCAGUGUUUGGGUUUACAUACCUCAACCGCCAACCCCUCGCCAUUCUGGAACGUAAUGGUGGAGUAUCUGUCAAUGAAGUUUUUUCUUUGACUGCAGAACUAAACAAUAUCUACUGGACCUUUUCUUUUCCCUCUGUAUCAAGUUGCUGUGUUUUCCACCAUGACUGGUAUCAUUCAGAUAGAGUUAUCUUGGCCUUGUCAUUGUGGCGUUCACUAACGAGAGAGAGAGAGAGUACUAUCAGUUGUUUUAAUGUAUUCUUCUCUCCAUUGUCAGCUGACCUAUGAUUCCGUUCAUUAAGUAGAGAGUUCUGUCUCGUCACUGCGAUACAGCAUAGAUUCCAAGGGCAACUGUGUGGUGCACAGUUGUUGGUUGCCAAUGACCUGUUUUGUAAUGCUGUCUUCAAAUCAGCUUUACAGAUUCCUCUGGAAUUGGAACUGUUUAAAACGAAUGUCCAAGCUAACUGCAAUUAGGUGAAACCCUGUUGAUUGUCUCAUGCCAGGACUAAUAUAGACUAAUAUAGACAGUGUGUGUGUGUGCUGACUGAUGAGGCAAGCAAUCUUACUUUUUCAACUCCAUGCGAGUGGUUAAUGGGCCGUGAGCCAAUGAGAAAGCCCCAUAGACUGAUCUACAGCAAGGACACUGGGCAUGACUAACCCUGGCCCCUCCCCUCCCGAGGUAAAUCCCCAUACUCCCCUAGGAAAUCUCCUAUUGACUACAACACUGGGAGGAGGACACACUUGUUGGAGCCACACUAAGGUGGAGUGUCAGUCAGUGUGUGUUCGUGUGGGUGAAGUGUGAGGUAGAAGAGCGCUGUGGUUGGACUAAUGCAGCAGAAGUUAUGGAUGUGGAGGAUUCCUUUGCACAGAUAGCUGCUUUGCCAAAGAAGCUUUAAUGGCUGCACGGGGUCUGUAUAAGUGCCUUGUCCAUCAUUGAAGUGUCUUAAAGGAAUGCACUGAGUAGAAAGGCUCUGAGGAGAGGAGCAGUCAUUUUCAGCCUGCUUUAUCAGUGCUCUCUGAGAUGCUGUUAUUUGCUAAAAGAGAGUGCAUCUGAAAUGCCACAGCAAGAUUGAUAAUUAUUUGGUAAGUUUUCUUUGAUUUCUACUUAUUAAGCUCAUUGGACUUCCCUGUAUCUCAUCCGUCUCCCUAUCUAAUGCUGGGUCAACUCCACGCCGAGCGACUUAUAAUUUGGUUUCAAUAAAUCUCUUCUUUCAGUUUGAAAUGCUAAUUCACUCCAUGUGUAUUUACAAAGCUUUCCUCUUGAUUUAUUCUGGAUUUAUCUAAGCCUAAAGUUUAGGUUACACUUUUCACACUUGCUGCCUGCAUAGCCUAGAUAUUCACACCCAAUUGGGUCAGUUUCGCUACUGUUUGUUUUCGAAUGUCGUUUUCACUGAAACCGGAGGAGGAUUUUCUGAAACUAGCCCCAACGUCUCCUCCUCCUCCUCCUCCCUUCUGGGUAGCUGUGGCAGUUCAGCUGUAGCCUUGACAAUAAGGACUCCUGACUAGAAUGUCAAUUUGCAUUUCUAUUGUGAGCUCUGUUAGGGUUCUGUUAGGGCAGCAUAUCGCUCUCAGGACCACUGACUGACUGGAGGAGGGAGGGAGUGUGUGUGUGCGUGCGUGUGUGCGUGACACGCUCUCUUUCUUUAUGCUGCUUCUUAUUGAGGAGGAGAGCUUCUCAGGUUGCCCUCUACCUCCCUCCCAUAAAUUAGCUUGACUCCAUGAGCCAAGUGCCAGAACUUUUGGAAGAUUGCCAUCAUUGAUGUCCCACUUCAGACUGAGCUCCUUUGGGGUUGGCUGCCAAGCAAAAUACAUCUUCACAUUCCUUUGGCCCCAUGAUGGAAUGUAGGAGUCUUGUAUCGUAGAUCAGAGAGGUUAAGGAUUUGAGUGGGUGGCUCUUAGCCUUACGCUUAUACAGUAUCUGUAGUCUACAAUAUGUCGCUCUUGUCUUGUCUAGUCCGUUCUGGUCGUGCCAACCGGGUUUGGGUCACAGGGUGAAGAAUAGGGACUGAAAAUGACAUGUUGGACCAUACCUGGGUUCAAAUACUAUUUGAUAUCAUUUCACAUUCUUUAUCUGGGCUUGACUGAGCUUUCCUGGCACAAUGGAACCAAUAGAAUAGUUGUAAAAGUGCAAAUCCCACCCAUCUGGCACUCCAGACAGGCUAAAGCAAACACUAAAUGUAUUUGAAAUAGUAUUUGAACCCAGGUUUGUGUUGAACAGACGCCAGCUUGGACAUAGUGUGAAACCACUGAUCUCAUCUUUCUAAUUGAUUCAAAGGCUAAGCCUCCGCCUACACCAUGCUGUUUACACUCAAGGGAUCUCUCAGUCUGUCGCCAUACAGCCAUAUGGCAGUGGGAUGACCACCAGACAGACCAUGUUAAAGGUCAUUUCUAUUCUGUCUAGUGUUGUUCUUCUAAAUAACAAACAGAUAUUUCUCAUAGAUUACUACUGCAAUGGUGGUUUCCUCUUGCGUUUUGAGGACUGAUUCAUCAAACGUCUUAGAGUUGACCUAAUGAACUACUAAUUAUUAAGGUCUGUCACUCAUGUUACAUACCAUUCAAUGUACAAUGAAUAUCAAGCAUACAUCUCUUAUUGGCCAGAAAGGAGUGCACAGUUCUCAUUGGUCAGUCACUGACAGUAUACUGAGGAUAGGUCCUUCAGUCCUUUGUAUCUCAGUUGGUAGAGCAUGGCUCUUGCAACGCCAGUGUUGUGGGUUCGAUUCCCACAGGGGACCAUUAUGAAAGAAAUAUGAAAUGUAUGUGCUCACUAUUGUAAGUCGCUCUGGAUAAGAGCGUCUGCUAAAUGACUAAAAUGAUAGUGACCAGGGAUUUGUUUUUGGAUUUUGACAAUAUGUUAUGUGUUCCUCCUCUGCUGCCUGCCCAGGAAAAUGAAAAUGGUGGAUAUUGUCUCACAGACCACCAUGCCAUCAGAAUCAGAAACUGACAUACAUGUGGCCAGGAACUUUCUCACCAAGAUAUUACGAAGUUCCAUGAGGUAUUGUGGAAUAGCAACCUCCUCCAGUACACUAGCUAUCCCAAACCGAUCCUUCAAUGAUCCCUUGUGACUUUCAAUGUUUGAACCCAAUCCCACUCCUUUGUUGAUGUCACCCAUUGCAUCCCAGUUUCCAACAUGUAUGGUACUGUAGCUGUCUGUGGUCCUUGUGUAUGUGUCAGAUUUGUUUGGUGAAGGCUUCACAUUUUAUCCCAUCUGUCUAGGUCUUCUAUCUUCUACACAAUUUAAUGUAAAAAAAGAACAUUUCCACAUCAGAUUGGUUUUUGUAGUAGUUUCUUGUUUUUACUGAAUUACAUAUUUUUGUUACCUCUCUCCAACAUGCAUAUCAGGAAGAACCGCUUCAAGGGGUGAGACUGAAAUGAGAAAGCAUUGUUUGUCUGUUACCUUCUAUUUUUUAAUAAGAUGCAUUUCAAUAACAUGCUUUCCUUAACCUUCUCCCUGUAGGAGGAAUGAACCAGUCUCCCGGCCCCAUUCAUGGCACUCCUCCAAGUUCACAGAAGACCACCCCGAACCCACAGAGAGUCACAUAGAGCCUCCACCUGCACCUCUACCUCCACCUGUGUGGCAGGUCAAACAUGAAGUCAGGUGAGCUGCUGGAAGAAUCUAUGACCUCCUUCGCCUAGUGACAAUGUUACACAGACACUGCCCUUUAGGGUCUUCACAUUUCCUAAAGAAAGGUCCGAGCUACAUUCAGAGAGUUUAUGGUAACUCCAUCUCAGAGGUAGGGGCAACCAUUAUUUUUAUGGUGUUGUUCUCAUCUCCAGUCAUUGAAUACACAUAUCAAAGUAGGUCAGUUAUCAAAGAACAAGAAAACACUGAAUAAAAGCAUAAUAAAUGAUCAUAAAACCUAAUCAAAAUCUAAUUAGCUACUGCUAACCAGAUUAUUAACACAUUUUCUUGUAUUUAUUUCUAGUGCAUCCGCAAAAGACCUUUCCAGCAGUGGGGACCACAACUCUAAUCUACGCCAGUUAUCCAGCCAGUUCAGCUCGGUGGGGAAUAUGGAGAGAGUAGAGCGCCCCUCACACCCCUACCCACCAGGAUGCCUCUCCCCCAGCAGGUACCACCGCAGCGCUGAGCCUCUCUCUGGCGGUGGAGGGUCUGGUGGGAAGAGAGAAUCAGCCUUCAGCUGUCUCUCCUCUACCAGCCCUCCCCCGGAGCCUGCUCCGGACCUAGACAACACUAACACUGCUGGGACUGAGGGCAGCAUGUUCUAUAAGGGGGUCCAGACUCAGAGCAGUGAGGGGGGAAGGCAGGGGGAGCAGCGCCACAGCCGGUACCUCCAGCUGCACCAGGGGGACGGAGGCUCAGAGAGCCCCAGGACAGUCCCAGAGGAGCAGCCUGGCUCCCGCUACUCCAGCUCAGGCUCUGGCAGAUCGCACAUAGGCCCUGUGUGGCACGUCCCAGAGAGGAGGAAGGUAGCAGCACCCCCCUCUCCUCCUCCUCCUCCCCUGCGCAGUGACAGCUUUGCUGCCACCAAGGUGUACCCUGCCUACACAGAGGGGCCUGGAGCUCCACCACACGGGCAGAUGAAGGCCCAGGAACGAGGGGUGGACAGGUUGGCUGAGGCCCCAGAGAACAGCAGCUACAGAGGCCGGGGGCACCAUAUCUCUCAUUACUCUCACAAUGAGAACGGGCCAGACCACAGGUGCAGUUACAACCCUCCACCCCACAAGAAAGACUUCCUCCACCCAAACAUAGCAGCAGGAGCACCUGACUACAACCACAACCAGCUCAGCCACCCAAACAAACUGUUCUCGCUGUCUAGCCAGGACGUGAGACAGAGUCAGUCUCCCUUCGCUUGCCUGCCCAACCACCAGCGGCAGUACAGCGACGAAAGCACUUUCUACCUGCAGACCAGAUCCACCCCACAUCCACCGAAGCCGCAGAGCGUCGGUAGCUACUACCACAGCCUCCAGGAGCUCCCUACCAACCUCUGUAACAGCAGGAACCACGUAAGGUCCUCCACCGCGUCCCUGUCCACCUCGACCAUCGACCAGAACUAUGACGGCGGAGGACACAUCAGGUACUACUGCAUCACAACCAAGCAGCCAGCCCAGCCAGAGACUCGUGUUAGACAGAGCAAAGCAGAGGUCUGGAGGGCUGACAUGGAGCUUGCUAAGGGGUCCAACGACAGUGGCUCCACAAGUUCCUCCCACAAGACCAACAAGGUCAAGUAUCCUCCUCAUCCUCAGCAGCCUUACGCCGACAGCAACAGCAAGGAGCGGAACGGAAAUUUCAAACCGGACAACGUUCUGCUUUAUGAGCACACAGCCUCCAGUUCCUUAUCUGGUAAACCUACCACUGAGGAGAAGGAGAGGGAGAGGAGGAGUGAGGGGCAGAGACCUUCUACAGAGGCUCAGCUUAGAAGCUCUUACUCUCCCAGUCCGCACAAGGACCACAAGGCGGCACCACUGAGAGAAGACCCUUGGGUCACUCAGGAGAACCAUAAGAUCUCUUCUCAAAAGACACCCAUGCUCCACAGUCUGUCUCAGGAGAGUAGAAGCCUAGUUCAGGAGAGUAGGAGCCCCAUGCUUCAUUCUCUAUCCCAGGAAAGUAAGAGCCUGGUGGAGAAGAAUCACCCUGCUAUGGCACCACCACCACCAUCCAACGGCGGGGGAGACAACAACCACCCCAUACAGGAGGCUUUAACGGACAACACGGCAACGGGCAAACUGGCGAGACGCAGCGACCGAUACGCCACCACCCUCCGCAACGAGAUCCAGCUAAAGAGGGCCCAGCUGCAGAAAAGCCGGAGCGCGGCCACCCUGACCUGCCCCAGCGAGACGGAGGAGCCAGAGGAGGAGGAGACAGACCCGGGUGGGUGGAAGUCCACCUCCACCUCCUCCUCCGACGGCUCCUUUUCCUCCUCCUACAAGGACCACCUCAAGGAGGCGCAGGCUAGGGUCCUCCAGGCCACGUCCUUUAGGAGGAGAGACCUAGAACCUCCCGGUUCAGGGUCGGAGGCUCAGUUAACCAAACCCAACUCACACAUAGUCUCCCGCAUCGGCGGCCGCAAGCGUUUCCCUCUGAACAAGAGGGUCCACUCGUUCUCCGAGCCAGACAAGAUCAACAAGCUGGGAGUGGAGGGUGAGGGAGAACUUCCCGUUGGAACAGCACGGUCAUUUGUAGACCGGCGGAAGUUCUUUGAAAUGGCUGCUAAACCUGCCUUCUGCAGACCCAUCUCAACCAUCCACAAGUCAGGCCAGCAGAGCUCCAGCACCACCUCCAGCACUGGGGAGCACGGAGAGAGCAAGGCCAGAGGGAGAGCCCACUCAGGGGACACUGAGGAGGGCUGGAGGCCGGGCCUGGACAGUGAGAACUCCAGUGACCAGCACCCAGACCCCCUCAGCCCCGCAGGCAGACAGGCCCUACUGGAGCAGCAGAGGCUGGGGACCUUCGCUGAAUACCAGGUCACCUGGAACAUGCAGAGGAAGGCUCCAGACACAAAGACCCAGGGGAGGUACCACUCUGCCGAGAACAUCCUGGACCAGGGAACAGAGGAGACGCCUGUCUGUGUCCAUGAGAGGUCCAGAUCAUCUCCCUCACAAGACUUCUACACACAGGUGAGCGUUUCCAUUGAAUGUCUCUUAGUGUAGUGGUAGUAAAGUGAGCUGCAUGACUUCCUUAGCGUUAGCACAGACAUGCAUGACUUCCUUAGCAUUAGCACAGACAUGCAUGACUUCCUUAGCAUUAGCACAGACAUGCAUGAGUGUGUUUAUAGAUAUAACAGUCCACUUUAGAAUGUCUAAACAUUAAACCAGCGGACCAGAGUGCUGUUUUAGUAGAAGGUUAUAUUGGGCCAGCUAUAUUAUGGCAUGGCGAGACCAAUAUUUCAUAAAUGAGACCUUGCAGAGGACCAAUUGUAAUUCGGUGUAUUCCUCAUUUUAUUUCAGAAGAUCCCUGUGCCAUGGAGAGACUCUGUUGAAAAGCCGUAUCUGGAUCACAGACAGGACCAGCAAGGAGGCAGUUGCACCACCAGGUGAGCAUUCCACAUUAUUCUCUUCUCCAUUCUAGUUUCUGUUCUCAGAUCAGUUACAACCUAUCCACCUAUUGUUGGAACACAUUUCAAGGUGAUAUUGAUCUAGUACUCUGUUGACGGUGCAGUAACGUACAUCCACAUGUACAUGAGUGUGUACUAUAGUAUAAUAACAAUAGCAGUUUGAGUUAGGGUAGGUGGGUAGCAUGCCAGUUCAGCCCAGGGGCAGUUUUCAGGUGAUCAGGGUUUGGGAGGGACCUGCCCUGCCCAGGUAAAGCUAAAAGUGUAAACCAAUCCUGUUUCAGGCUAUCACAGUCAACUCCGGUCUCAGGUUGUAAACCCACUCGUUGCUCCCUGGGUGUUAUUACAGAGAUUAGUUAAUAUUUUUUGUCUGUUUAUAAAGAAUAUAUACAGUAAGGGCUGAAUUCGUGAUAAUAAAAUGUAUAAAUCAAUUCAGAAAGGACUCUGCUCCUCAUUUCAGUUGAAAUGUGCUUAGUGUGAGUAUGUUGUUGUCUUCGAUUUGCCUCUCCUGUUCUGUUUGACAGAGGGCAGAGCGAGAGCCGAGACAGAGAGCAGCCCGACCAGUUCCCACAGCCUCCACAACCGUCUAUUCCAAGACUGACGGACACAGAACCACAGAGCAGCAGAGACGUGGCCACCCCCACCCCCCUCCCUCUCCCUCACCCCUCUGACCACCGACACAAACGUGACUCUGCGGACCCCGCCCACAACCUCCCCGCUCUCCCCCCGUACCCCUCCAACCACACCCACAGCUCUGUGUUUGAGCAACCACCACCACCACCACCUCCAACGCCUGCUCCCAAGCCCCAGAAUACAGGCCUCAUCAUCAUGCCACAUUGGCCUCUCCUAGGCCUGGAAACCUCCUCAACCACAUCCUCCUCCUACGGACACUCUUCCCAGGAAUUCCUGCCUGGUCCUGGCUCCCAUCAAGCUGACCCAGUAGAACCAUCAUCCAGCAGCAUCUGCUCUCCCCACGGCACAGAGCUGGAUCCUGCCCCAAACCAAGCCUCCUCCUUGGGCUCCACCCAGCUCCCCUCUCCCACCCCGGGGAGAACCGCUGGACUGGACACAGAGGAGGAGGAGGGAGCAGCUGAUUCAACACUAGAGCCACCCUCCUCCUCCUCUUCCCACUCUCCUUUUUUCUCCUACCAGCCUCCCAGUCUGACGGUUCCCUCUUCAAAUGGGACUAGUUCUCCUUCUCCUCAGUUUGCUCCUCAGAGGCUGACGGACCAGCCCCCUGUCUCUGUGUCCAUGCAGGAUGAAGCCCAGAGCAGGUAAGCACUAAGCAGCUUAACUGGCAUUCUUAGGCCUGUCUCCUCAGCUCCCCUCAAACUACUGUACACUACUGUACAGCCUUACGUAACUAACUGGGGAUUGUUGUCCUGUGUUGCUUUACUUACAGUAAGUAAGCCUUGUCCGAGCCAGAACGGCCCCUAAUUACAGGAGCCUAUCUCCUGAUUCUGUAGCGUGAGUCAGCUGGAUUUGAAGUCUUAUUUCUUUAUCGUAGUAGCAGCACAUUGAUAGAGGAGGCUAUGGAAGAUGAUUUGGAAUUACAUGGUAUGAUGUGCCACUGCCACAGACCAGAAUGCACUGGUUUAGAGUUUUCUUAUGAUCCAUUUCCCAGUGAUUUGAUUUCAGCUGUGCAGCAUUGGGGCACAUACAGUAUUCUUGCUACAGUAGCCAGGACAUUAAGCCUGGAAACAGAAGGCUGUCAUUUUAUUUGGUUAUAUGAUUGAAUGACUUUAUGACCUUUCAGUGGAUGGCGCUGUUCCAUCCCUUUAAUUAUCGUUGACUCAACCUGUCCACUGUCAGUCAGUAACAUGGACUGUAAGCUUGUAUAUGGUAGAUGUGACUCACUUGUGUUUCACAGAGCAACUCCUGACAUAAAAUCAAAUUUCUGUUUCAGUAAACUGAGCUGGAAAUUAGACUAAAGGUUCAACAAUUUGUUUAUAAUAUCAUUGUGUAAUUUUAAGUGACAGCAUCUAUCACAAUUGUCAAGUUUUCUCAUAAUACAUUUUAUUACUGUAAGUUAACACCAGUUACGGUUGCUUCUCCACAGGCCAGAGAACAGGACGAACGCUGUGAUGGAGAUGAGCAGUGUAGGGAAGAAGGUCCCUGUGAAAAUCGUCCACGCUGAGAGCACCACAGAGAGGCAGAGCCGCCAGUACCUGCUUCACAGUGAGAGAAAUGGGGCCCCUGGAGUUUCAGAGGGGCCCGACCUUCCCCCACCCCAACCGACCAACCUGCCCUCCCCUGAGCCGCAGCCCUACUCCCUGUUCCGUGCCUACACCCCCUACACACGCCAUCGGCCCCAGAGUCCCCAAAGGGACCCAACCCUCACUGUAGCCCCAGAAGAGGCCCUGUCCCCUGGGCAGUCUCAGACCAACGGCCCCUCCGGUACCUCCGCCAUGGGUCCCCAGCAGCCUCAGAAGAGUAACUCGGAGGAGGAUGUGAAGAGAGAGGAGCUGGCCAGAGACAUCAUGGACAAGGACAAGUCUCUGGUGGACAUCUUGGACCAGAGUAAGAUGAAGACCACUAUGGACCUGAUGGAGGGGAUCUUCCCCCAGGGGGAGCAGAUCCUGGAUGGGGGGCACCAGAGGAGAAAAGUCUCCCCCAAACAGGGAUUGCCACCCAGGGGCAUGGAUGACAGGUGAGCUGACUGGGAAUGGGAUCUGGCAGUCCAGAAAUAUAACAUUCAUGAACAAAUUCACUGAGCAUUUACUGGUAGUCAUAACAUAGUCUAGAUAAUCACACAUCGUUCUGUGUAUUUUUGUGUAAUUACAUUUUUAUAAGACAAUGACUUCAACUCUCCCACUUCAGAGGUGUUUGUUCAGAUGAGUUAAAAAAAUACAUUAUAGUGUUGUGUUAAUAUUUCUUCCCAUUGAGAGGAUGAGUAGAGGGAAAUGUAUACAUGACUAAAACACAUUAGUCCAAUUCUAAACACCUGAUCAGCCCAUAGACUGUGGCGCAGUCUUUACACAGAUGCCCCCUGCUGGCAAUAUAUUAAAUCACAGACUACAACUGAACACAAUGGAGGAGGGGCAUAAACCUUCCAUUUUACCUGCGAUUUUAACAGACCUCUCUGAGAUCUUAGAACUGGCCCAUCGAUACUGAGUUAUCACCUCCUGCAUCUCAAAUGACACCCUAUUGCCUACUUUCUUCUCAAUAGUAUUACACUACAUAGAACUUACAGUACUAAUAACCAGAAUUAUAAACCGGGAAGUUUGGGUCCUGGAUGCUGAUUGGCUAAAACAGCAUUCCAGACAUGUGUAUAUCAGACAAUAAUGACGCAAAACUACUUUUAUAUUUAUGUUGGUAACCGGUUUAUAAUAGCAAUAAGGGGUUUGUGGUAUAUGGCCAAUAUACCACUGCUAAGGGCUGUAUCCAGGCACUUCGCUUCGUGUUGUGCUUAAGAACAGCCCUUAGGCGUGGUACAUUGGCCAUAUACCACACGUCCUUGGGCCUUAUUGGUUAAAUAACCCUCUGCUUUCUGUCUGUCUCUAUCCCGUCCAGGAGAGAGGAGGAGGGCCUGUCUGCAGCCACAGGGUCCCUGGUGACCAGCUCCUCCUACUACAGUACGUCUGCCCCCAAGGCUGAGCUGCUCAACAAGAUGAAGGACAUGCAGGAGGACGAGCUGGAGGAGCUGGAGCAAGACUCAGAGGACGAACUGGACAUCAACCUGGCCAGCAAGAAGGUACAGAAACACAGGGUACUGACCCUGUAAAACAGGUUUCUCCAACCCUGUUCCUGGAGAGCUACCCUACAGGACGGUAGCUCUCCAGGAACAAGGUUGGAGAGUUCUCAAGGUUGGUGUAUGUGACAAUAAAACAUAUUAUUAUUAUUACUGACUGUUUCAUGCCAUAUCAAUCACUGGUCAUCCUGGAGAGUCACAGGACUGCAGCUUUUCCCCAAGUUUAGUGUCAUCAUACCCGAUUCAAAUGUUCAACUGAUCUUCAACACUUUGAUUAGCUGAAUGUGGUUCACUGCUGAGCCGAGACAAAAAACCUGCCGUUCUGCAGCUCUCCAGGACCAGGAUUGAGGAAUAGUGCUAUCCAGUAUGUGAAAUGGCUCUCUUGAAUGUCAUCUCCUUGUCUGUCCCUCUUUCUCCCCACAGCAAGAGCUGAUUGACAGCCUGAGUAAGAAGCUUCAGGUGCUGCGUGAGGCCAGGGAGAGCCUUCAGGAGGACGUCCAUGAUAACAACUCUCUGGGGGACGAGGUGGAGGCCACGGUGCAGAGGGUCUGCAAGCCCAACGAGCUGGACAAGUUCAGGAUGUUCGUGGGAGAUCUGGACAAGGUGGUCAGUUUGCUGCUGUCCCUGUCCGGCCGACUGGCCAGGGUGGAGAACGCGCUCAACAGUCUGGAGGAAGACACCACACCAGAGGAGAAGGUAGGGUCAGGGUUAGGGUGGAGGUUAGUAGUGGUAUAGGUUAAGGGAGGACACCGCUAUCUCCCCACGCUACUCGUGAGGCAGGAUUAGAUGGCUAACACUUAUCCUCAUUAGCUCAAAGCUAUAGUAGUAUUACAUACCAGAGUAAAGGGAUGUUUGCAUUUACCAACUUACAAUAUUCAUGUUCAACACUAAUUGAUGUGUGUACUGUGAGUUAAUCAGGAAGUUGUUCGACUGAUUCCAUCAUAACUGCUUGCCUGCAUUUGUUAGUAUCCCUCUUACUGAUCUGCCCCCUCUGUCGGCCCUCCCGCUCUCAGCGCACCCUGUCAGAGAAGAGGAAGCUGUUGAUCAGACAACAUGAAGACGCCAAAGAGCUCAAGGAGAACCUUGACCGGCGGGAGCGCCUGGUUUACAGCAUCAUGGCUGCUCACCUCAGCCACGAGAGCCUGGCAGACUACCAGCACUUUGUCAAGAUGAAGUCAGCCCUCAUCAUCGAGCAGCGCAAGCUGGAGGACAAGAUCAAACUGGGAGAGGAGCAGCUGAAAUGUCUGCUGGAUAGUUUGUUGUUGGAGCAGAGGCUGCUGUUCUAAUAAUGGAUAGUGCAAUCUGAGAUCCUUGGAACGUCCCUACCCUAAACCUUAACCUUAACCCCUACCCUAACCUUAACCCUUACCUAACCUUAACCCAUACCUUUCAACUUCAAUAGGUGACGUCAGAGCUGGGACGUCCCAAGGAUCUCGUUUAGACUUUUCCUUCUGACAGUGGACACACAGAGGCGAUGUGGUGUACUGACACAGACUGGCCACUAGAGAGCCUCAGAGAGGCGCGGGUGGACUUGAUAUGACGGAGGAGACUGUGUGCUGUUUGGAGUUGACUGACUUGAAGCCUGUUACAUUUCAGUUCCACACUACAGACAGGAGCUGUUUUUCUGUGCUGAAGAAACACCCUGUUUCUGGAUUUAAAGUAGCUCCUUAGAGGAAAUUCAUUAAGAUCGAUGAAACUUUACUUUGCUAAAUGUGUUUGAUUCAGGGAUGUUGGUGAGGCCUCAUGGUGAGGCCUGUGCUCUCAAAUGAUUCUCAAGAUGAGGCGGCGCGUCUCUGUUUUAUAUAUUGCGUGUUUGAAAUAUGUUGUUUUUAGUAAUUUAUUGUAGCCUUUUAAAUAUUUACAGAUGACAUUGACAUUUCAGGUAAACUCACCUAUAAACCUACUUUGUAGUUCAUUACAAUACAAAUUGUAUAUAUAUUCUUAUUGUGAAGUAUAGGUUUUAUAAUUAGAUCAUUAACUGGGGUUUUCCUCUCUGGGACAGUGCUGGUUUGGUUCAGAAGUCUAAAGUUAUUUUCAUAUUUGCCUAAACAGUACUUGUCUUUCAUAUCAUCCUACACACAUCACUAAUAGCUACAGCACAGAUGGGUAUGUUUUCAACCAAUCUUGUUCUCAGGCCCCACUUCCCGUACUAUAGUAUGGUAUUCCUUGACAAUGUUUAUUGGUUACUGGUCUUUUUUAUUCCAAAAGUAUAAAAAGGUAAUUAAACAUUUGAAAUCAGGUGUGGGCGGCAGGUAGCCUAGCGGUUAGAGAG